Neohortaea acidophila is the source of this 1248-nucleotide messenger RNA. RefSeq names its product 4-hydroxyphenylpyruvate dioxygenase. The record is from RefSeq and is a predicted model, not a curated record. Lineage: Eukaryota; Fungi; Ascomycota; Dothideomycetes; Mycosphaerellales; Teratosphaeriaceae. The transcript is spliced from 2 exons. Gene Ontology annotation, molecular function: 4-hydroxyphenylpyruvate dioxygenase activity. Gene Ontology annotation, biological process: L-tyrosine catabolic process. Bases 1 to 1248 code for a protein of 415 amino acids.
AUGGCACCCGCUGUUCUCCUCCCCUCCGUCCUGACGGAGAAUGGCCAUUCUCUUCCCCUCUACUCCGACGGCGUCCAAAAAGCAGCCCAACAAGUGGACUACCGCGGCUACGACCACGUCACCUGGUGGGUGGGCAACGCAAAGCAAGUCGCCCAAUACUACGUGACGCGCAUGGGGUUCCACCCCGUCGCCUACCGCGGCCUGGAAACCGGCUCGCGCCACAUCGCCAGCCAUGUUGUAAAAAACGGCAACGUCUGCUUCGUCUUCACCUCCCCCGUGCGCUCUUCCACCCGUCAGACAGCCGUCCGCGCUGCCCCGAAGGAGCAGAAACUGCUCGAUGAAAUCUACGACCACCUCGACAAGCACGGCGACGGCGUGAAAGACGUCGCCUUCGAAGUGGACGACGUGCGCUCGCUGUACGAAAGCGCGGUGCAAAACGGCGCGCAAUCCGUCAUGCUUCCCCAAGAGGAAUCCAGCGACGAAGGCAGCAUCAUCAAAGCCUCCAUCCGCACGUACGGCGACACAACCCACACCUUCAUCCAGCGCACCUCCUACCGCGGCGCUUUCCUCCCCGGCUACCGGGCCUGGAGCACGCCCAACGACCCCAUCAACGCCUUCCUCCCCGCCGUCGACCUCGAGGCCAUUGACCACUGCGUCGGCAACCAGGAUUGGGAGCAGAUGGAGGCGGCGUGCGAUUUUUACGAGCAGUGCUUGGGUUUCCAUCGUUUCUGGUCUGUCGACGAUAAUGAUAUCUGCACCGAGUUUUCCGCGCUCAAGUCGAUCGUCAUGGCGUCGCCGAAUGAAGUCGUCAAGAUGCCCAUCAACGAGCCGGCGCACGGCAAGAAGAAGAGCCAGAUUGAGGAGUACGUCGAGUUUUACAACGGCGCCGGCGUGCAGCAUAUCGCCCUCCGCACCCCCGACAUCAUCUCCGCCGUCACCAACCUCCGCGCCCGCGGCGUCGAAUUCAUCUCCGUCCCCGACACAUACUACACCUCCAUGUCGGCGCGCCUAGCGGAAGCCGGGCUCCAACUCAACGAGUCCUUCACCACCAUCCGCGACCUCAACAUCCUCAUCGACUUCGACGAGGGCGGGUACUUGCUGCAGCUCUUCACGAAGCCGCUGAUGGAUCGGCCGACGGUGUUUAUUGAGAUUAUCCAGCGGAAUAAUUUCGAUGGGUUUGGCGCGGGGAAUUUCAAGAGUUUGUUUGAGGCGAUUGAGAGGGAGCAGGAGGCGAGGGGGAAUUUGUAG